Aplosporella prunicola CBS 121167 is the source of this 739-nucleotide messenger RNA. RefSeq lists its product as uncharacterized. Gene Ontology annotation, biological process: proteolysis. Gene Ontology annotation, molecular function: deNEDDylase activity; cysteine-type peptidase activity. The transcript is spliced from 6 exons. NCBI's taxonomy places the organism in Eukaryota, Fungi, Ascomycota, Dothideomycetes, Botryosphaeriales, Aplosporellaceae. The record is from RefSeq and is a predicted model, not a curated record. The coding region runs from base 20 to 739 and encodes 239 amino acids.
CCCGCCUAUCCCGAGCACCAUGUCAGGAUUCCAUCCCUUCGGCGGCCGCGUGAGCAAACAUUUUGGCGAAAAUCUUGCGCCGGAGGAUGCCUAUCUGAGCUACCACGAUGUACGCCUGACGAAGGAGGAUUACGACUGCAUACGGAAUGACUGGUUGACGGACAACGUCAUUGCAUUUUGGGAAGAGUACCUCGAACAUGAGAAGCUUAUCGAUUUCCCGAAAGCGCACAUCAAUCUGAUCCGUCCAUCCAUGUCGUACUUGCUGAUGCAGACACCCGACCCUAUGACGGUGAAGGAAGCGCUUCCCAAUUUGGCCAAGACGACGCACAUAUUCCUGCCGGUCAACGAUUGUCGCAAUGUGUCGGAAGCCGAGGGCGGUUCGCAUUGGUCUCUUCUGCUGGUCAGCACCGUCGACGGCGUAGCAUUCCACUACGAUUCCAUGAGCGACAGUAACGAUAGAGAAGCCCGCAUAGUGACGCAGAAGUUGGCGACGUUAUUGAACAAGAGCUUCAAGUUUGUCUGCAUGGAAGACAGCCCUCAGCAAGACAACGGCAGUGAUUGUGGCGUCUACGUCUGUCUGCUCAUGCGCUAUCUGCUCCUCAGCCGUCUCUUGAAGGCGGACAGCAGAGAGAAGAUCAGCAUGGGAUUGCAGGGGAAAGUGGUCGAGGCUUCUCAAGGCAGGAAGGAGAUGGUGAAGAUCAUCGACGGGUUCAGGCGCGAGGGACAGAGAAGAUCGUAA